AUGUCAGUCAGGAUACAGCUGGACAGACCACAAGUACUUUUCACGAAUCUUGAUUUCCUCACUGGGAAGGUCAUCGUCCAGCUGGUUGCAGAUGCAGCCUUAUCCGCUGUCACCGUCAAGCUUGAGGGCGAGAGUCGCACUCGUCUUUCGGGGCCCAAGUUGACAUAUAAUAAUGAGAGGUCAGAUAAACGGAGGACAGAGCUGGAGUGGCACAAGCUGCUCUACAAGGUCGAGACCCUUUUUCCCACUCGAGAUGUUCAGCAGCAGACAGGGAAUGCCACGAGUAGUUACAUGCUGUUAGCCGGUCACUAUGAAUACCCAUUUCGAUUCAAAUUUCCAUUCAACAACAACUGUCAAAACAAUAGCAUGAUGCGAGGUCUGGGAGUUGGGAGUAUGGGCAUUGCUUUCAACCCAGACUUGAAUGUCAAGCAUGUCAAGAAGACCCUUCCGCCUUCUCUCAGUGGCUUUUCCAGAGAAGCCGAAAUCAGGUACUAUGUCAAGGCAACAGUGGUUCGGCCAAAGUUCUACCAGGAAAACAUUCGAUCACAGUUGGACAUUAAAUUUCUGCCUAUUGAGCCUCCCAGGCCGCCGCAUCUACUGGAAGAGACAUUCGCACGCCGUACGCAGCAAUUCGCAAAAACAUUUCCUGCAUCUGAGAAGGCUGCCCUCUUCCAAAGUAGCGAACCACCUAUCUUCCAAGUAGAUGCACGCUUACCCAAUCCCUCGAUCUUGACCUGCAAUGAGCGUUUACCCUUGCGAAUACUAGUUCAGAAGCUUAGCGAAAGCACCGAGACCGUCUUCCUCAGUAUGCUUCACAUAGAGCUGAUAGGCUACACCCACGUCCGAGCGCACGACCUCACCAGAUCAGAGAGCCAAAGCUGGGUAAUAAUGAGCCAGUCCAACAUGAACAUCCCACUGGGCGAGCCCUCAGAUCCUGUCGGCAAAGAAUGGAAAGUCCCGUCGAGAUACUGGGAAAAUAAACCUCUUCCUAAUACCGUUUGCCCUUCCUUCGACACUUGCAACAUCUCCCGCACCUACCAGCUUGAAGUCCGUGUCGGUCUAUCCCAUGGCGGCGGCAGUGACUCGUUAAAACCAGAAUUGAUUGUCCUUCCUUUACGUCUAGCAGUAAAAGUCUACUCUGGAAUAGCUCCUCCAGCAGCUCUACUCCAAAGAAUUGCUACGCCACACUCCAAAUCACCCAGAACCCAGUUCGCAGCCACACCCUUAGCAACACCGGCCUCCAAUCAACUCAGCCCAUCAUCAUUCUACCCACCAACGCCCAUCACGCCCUCCUAUGCCCAGCACCAACCUCCGGCUCCACCAGGCAACACAGCUUCAUACUUCCCGCCCCCUCGUCCCUCCCAGCUACCAGACGGCGUAGACGACGACGAAGCCCCACCGAGCUACGAAGACGCCAUGGCAGACGAGAUCGCACCAGUGGACGGGCCGAGACGCGAAUACAGUAUCCCAAUUCCACCAGACAGGAGCGAUAGUGGGUUUAGUUCAGACUUGAAAGGUGGCGGCGGCGCUCACAGCGGAAGCGGUAUUGGCGGCUUGGGUCGAAGGGUCAGCGAGCGGCUAUUUCCUCAGAACGGAGCAACAGCCUCGAUAAGACGUGCAAAUGGCAGUGGGAACGGAAACCGGAAUGGGAUUAGAAGCAGUUCAAGACAGAGCUCUAGUGAUGACGAGGAGUUUGGUGCCGGCGCCGCAACGGCAGCGGAUGGUCACACUGCCGCUGCUGGGCAAGGAGCUCAUCCGCCCGCACAAACGUCGCCACAGGCACGAGUUGCGAGGGGACCGACUCUACCACCGAGUUUGGAGGAGUCAACUAAUGGCAACGAGGGAGGUGGGCGAUGA
Messenger RNA from Endocarpon pusillum Z07020, 1857 nucleotides. RefSeq lists its product as uncharacterized. NCBI's taxonomy places the organism in Eukaryota, Fungi, Ascomycota, Eurotiomycetes, Verrucariales, Verrucariaceae. The record is from RefSeq and is a predicted model, not a curated record. Gene Ontology annotation, molecular function: ubiquitin protein ligase binding; protein-macromolecule adaptor activity. Gene Ontology annotation, biological process: ubiquitin-dependent endocytosis. The transcript has 3 exons. Gene Ontology annotation, cellular component: cytoplasm; cytosol; plasma membrane. Bases 1 to 1857 code for a protein of 618 amino acids.